GACUCCCUCAGUGAGCUUUUAUUUGACCACUAGAUGUCAUACUGGCGACAAAGCAAGACAACCGAGGAGGCAGACGCAAGCAGAUCCUAUAAUUUGUUAUAAAAGUAGCCAAUAUAUGACAGCAAAUCCAUUGCACAUUUAGGGGAAUGAGAACUUUCUAGUUUUUGUUAAAAGUGUGUUAUGGUCUAACUCCUGAGCGUAAUCUGACAGUGGGGUGUUUUCCACAUUUUUUUUGAUGCUAUUGAAUGUUUUUGCACAUAUAGAUGACGUACACCCAUUUCAUUGGAAUGAGUCUGUUACAGUGUGGCCAGAGGGUUUGCUUAAGUAAACAAAUGUGCAGAUAGACCGAACAGCCUGGACGGACAUCUUCCCCGAGGACCUGAAGAUGUUGCAGUAGGUCCAACCCCUCCCUUCUCUGUAGGACUAGCGCGCGCACUCCUGCUCUUUUACGCAUCGUUUUAUCCAGAUCGCUUCCUAUAAAAUUCACUGUUAUCGGGGGACACUGACGGCGCUGCCUCGAGCCUUUUCCCGUUCUCGCGUGUUUCUCAAGGAUAUCUAGUAAGAUCUUCCCUGUUUCCAGGAGUCUGACGUGGGCGACUGUGGAUACGACGUUUGAAGACGAAUCGAAACGCCGAGGACUGAAAUCAUGGAGUGUCUGGAGUGUAGCAGGACUGAUAAACAAACGAGGUUUGGGUGGUUGGCAGUGUGAAUUCUGUGCAGGGCCGACCAACUGUAAACAGAUACGGGCGAUGUAAACAUUGGCGUGCCUUGUUUUCCCUUUCCCCUCUAAUUUGCCGCAGAGAAGCGUAAAGAUUUGGUUUCGCGGAGAGAGAGAAAUCACAAGAGAAGGGGAUGAGCACGAAUAAUUGAAUAAUUAAUUUGCAAUUAGUUGCAGUAGAGAAACACUAUUGCAUGCAAGAAAGUUUGUGUCUAAAAUACGAUGCCAGAGUUUCCAAAAAUGAUGCGAAAUAGUCUGCGGUCAGGCUGCACGCAUCUCACCAGGAGAUAUUUCCUUAUGGUGACUUAAAUUUAAUCGCAUCUUCAUUGUGCAGCCUUCAUAAUUGCCACUAUUAUCAUUAAAUAUUUCCACACAUCAACUAGCCUAUGCCAAGGCCACAACGGUGUUGCACAAGUGCUAGGCCUUUUUUUAUGCAUUUUGUGUGAUGAGCGAGGUGUGUUAAACUUCUGAACAAUCAACUUUGGGGAAAACUUGUGAUGGGCGUAUGCUCAUAUUUUCAGCAAUAGCUGAUAGAACGUCUACAAUGUGUCCUCACGUUCCUUCUUUAUUGUAAUCUAAAAAAUGCAUUUUCCUUGGUGACCGAGAGGACUUGCGUUAGGAAUAGCCUUUGGCAAAUACUGGAGAAGGUGCAGCCUGAAAUAAUGCAUUCUAUGCCGUGUCUAUUGGCUCGCGUUGUUGUGGAUAGGUCUCACUGACAUUCAGACCAAAACAAUGCUAAGGUCAGUUCAUAAGUUGGGCGUUACCUUGGUGGGUAAGUUAACAUGAGUCUCGAGAGAAGACGCAGAGAAGCCUAUAGCCAAAACUAAAACCUAAGACAUGGGAGCAAAGCAGACAAAGGGAGCCGAGGCUGGCCCAAGCCCUCACCACGGCUGGAAACGGACACCGACCAAGGAACGAAGCGAUUUGUUCGCCUCGUUCAUGCUGAGGUCAGGGGACAAGCUCGGUCGGAGCGGGACGCCACCUCCAUAUCAGCGGCGCAUCGGCAUGAUCCAGGAGAUGAUGACGAUGGCAAAGCAGGGGAAACACGACGAGGCCACGGAGAUGCUGAAGACACUCAGACAGGAUUUGGGAAUGGAGUCUACAUCUCUGGACGACGUCUUGUAUCGCUACGCCAGCUUCCGGAACCUGGUGGACCCCAUCACGCAUGACCUGAUCAUCAGCCUGGCCAAGUACAUCCACUGCCCAAAGCCGGAGGGCGAUUCUCUGGGUGCCAUGGAGAAGGUGUGCCGGCAGCUGACCUACCACCUGAGCCCUCAUUCACACUGGAGGCGGCAGGGUCUGAUCAAGAGGAAGCCCCAGGCAUGCCUGAAGUCUGUUCUGUCCGUCACCCCGACCAGCGGUGCCCUGGACCUGUCGGGCAUCCCGCUGGGCGUGCGCGACAUGGAGCGCCUGUGUGCCCACCUCCAGCGCCACGCCUCCCGCCUCUGCAGCCUGGAGCUGGGCUUCACGGAGCUGACGGACGACGCCUUCCUGCUGCUGCUGCCCACGCUGACCGCCCUGCCCCGCCUGGAGACGCUGGCGCUCAACGGCAACCGGCUGACGCGCGCCAUCCUCAAGGAGCUGACGGAGGCGCUGAAGGACCCCGACAGCUUCCCCAGCGUCACCUGGAUUGACCUGGGCAACAACGUGGACAUCUUCUCCCUGCCGCAACCCCUGCUGGUCAGCCUGCGCAAGCGCUGCCCCAAGCAGGGCAACCUGCCCACCAUCCUGGAGUUCGGGGAGAGCCAGGCCAGCGAGGCGCCCGAGCGUAGGACGGGCUUGGACGAGGAGGACGACGAGGGAGACGACACCAACCGGACAGAGAGCACGGGCGAGCUGCGGUCGGAGGCGGAGGGCGAGAUGGACGGCGAGACGGAGAUCGAGGAGAUGGUCGAGGAGUUGCUGGACUUCGACAGAGCGGUGCAGGGCAAGGAGGACGAGAGCGAGAGCAUGUGGACCAUGGAGGAGCCAAAGAUGCGGAGGAGACAGUCGACUCGGAAGGAGGAGCAGGAGCAAGAGGAGGAGGAGGAGGAGGAGGAGGAGCGGGAGAAAGCCAACAGGGGAAAGCAGCCAGUGAGGGCAGAGGCGGAGGACGACACCCAGAGUCGCUCUUCAAACAUGUCCUGCUCCAGCCCCUCCCACAAUUCCUCUGCAGCCUUUGACCUUCCGAGAGAGGAAAGUGGAGGUAGCACCGCGCAAAGUUCUGACUGUCCCACUUGAAAGGGUCACUAGUACUCCAGUAUAUUGUCACUUCUAUUAUGUGCCACCAUUCCCUGUGAUGGGUGUAUUGUUUGUCUCGUCGAGAGAGAUCGAGAGAGAGACAGCUAGCCAGACAGACAGAGACAGACAGAAUCUGCAGACUCUGCUAUCUCCACUUUGUGGGUGUCUUGGUUUGCAUGGUGAGUUCUGAUUCAGUACUCAAUAGAGCAAUCAACAACUAAAUAAUGGUAUGACAAAAAAAAGUUUAUAACUUCAUUACCCCUUACCAUAUAGUCUCAUGUCUAAGCGCAGUAAUGCAAUCCGAACCACUCAUUAAAUAUAAAAGAUUAUAUUUUACAGUGAACCGCGGUGUGUUUUUAAAAAGUAUCAUUCAGGUGUGAGGUCUCCCCUUUACCCUGUCCAGGUGGGGACAUGUUCCUAUGUGCCUGUACCAUUGCUACCUUGCUGGCGAACCAAUUAUGUGGAGUUGUCGGUAAAAUGAGACAGAGACAGAGAGCACGAGAGCUACAGAAAUGUCUUCAUUCCUCUAAUUCGCUGUCUUUGAAUCUAUGCACCACCAAGCAGAAUGGAAAUAGCCAGCACUUCCCUCCCCCAGCACAGUGUUUCUGCCGCCCCGUACUUCCUAAUCAAGAGGGCUGGACUGGCCAUCUAGCAUAGCAGGGCAUUUCCAGUUGGGCACCCGCUCCCUCGUGGGCCCCUUUUUUCAGAGAUAUAAAAAUAUGUAUAUAUGUGUAUAUUUUUUUUACAUUUCUGAAAAUAUUAGUCUAGGAGGGUGCGGGGCCUACUGGUGAGUCAGAUCUGCGCCGCUAAUUAUGAGGGGCCCCUUUAAGCCAAAUGUGCCCGGGCCCUAUUUUUCCCCCAGUCCGGUACUUCCUAAUCAAUACAGCCUUGAGGUUAUUCAGCUGGACAGCAGGCAGAUGUGCUGAGAGCAGCUUUAAUGAAGUGCUACCAUUUAGAUGAGGGCAAGAAACGCACACACACACACACACACACACACACACACACACACACACACACACACACACACACACACACACACACACACACACACACACACACACACACACACACACACACACACACACACACUGAAAAAGACCAGAGUAAUGAGAAAGAAUGUCCAACUUAAACGUUUUAAAACUGUAAAAAAAAACCUGGGGAUUUUGUACACCAAAGAGACUACCCUUGCUCGCUUUUCAAAGAGGCAUACAGACUAUGUACAGUAUACUAUAUUAAGCAGAGACAUGCUACUCUACCCUCCCUUUAUUAAAGCCGAGCAACUUCUCUCAAAUAUGUAUACACUUCAUUCCAAGGAAUAUAUACUAAAAUAGAAAUGAACUUGUAUUGAAAAAAAACACCUUUCAAAUGUAUACAGUUAUGAUGGAAGUGUGAGCAAUGACUUUUGGAGGGAAUCUGCUUAUGACAUAUAUCUGUCCCUUGCCAAUUAGAUGCUGCUAUCGCUGUUUGCUUAGAAGGAUGCAUAGCUAUCCAAAUAUUAUUGUGAGUAGUUGUACGCUUCCGAGGCAGUGCACUGUAGGAUUUUCAAAACAUCCCCUUUAAUUAGAACCCUUUAUCCUUAAAGGUAAAGUAUGUAAUGUUUGUAGUUUGUUUUUGAAAUGUAUGCGGCCAAUUCACAGUGUUCUUCUUUUUAUUAGUAUUUUCUAAGUCAUAAACUAAUCUUUACUGUUUUGACCAAAGCUUUGCAGCCAAAACCACCCACCCAACCAUGAUUGGAUAUUAAAAUUGGAGGACACGGAACAGAUUUUUCUUUUCAUGUAUGAAAAGUGUAAAUUUACAGGUCAAACGAAUACCAGAAAAUUAUACUGAUCGAUGAUAUUCAUGAUAAAGAAACCAUGUGUGAUAAGGCAGCAUAAUUUCUGGAAAUAAACUAGUAAAUUAUAUACUCUACUGUUGAAAUUGAAAAUAUGAGUACCCUGUGUGCACUUUCUUGAAACAAUGUUCUUGUUCUCAGGUGCUCUUAUCACAGAGGAACACUUUCAUCUUUCAAAGUCAAAGUGUACUUUAUCUCAGAGAAAGAUGCGGUUCUUCAGCCUCAUUUUGUGUAUUCACCAUUUAAUUUGUAAUUUUUCAGUGAAUUUCUAUGAUGCCAGACAUAUUGUAGCAAAGUGGCCAUGCACUCACUGAUAAUAAUGUUUGCACCAUGUGUAUAUAGCCUUGUAGGUCUUUAUAGACCUCACAGCAUAAUACAGUAGGUUGUUUUUGAUGACAAAGAAAACAUUACAAAACAAUUACAAAUGUGAUGGGACCUAAUAUCUGAUGCAUAUGUUAAACCUGUACAUUUUUGUUUAGAAUCCUCAAAUAAAUGAAGAAAAAUGUAAAAAGAACUAAGCUAUUCUUUAACAGCCGUGUGUAUCUGAAUAAAUGUAACAUUUAUUAUGUGUUACUGAUUUUACUUUGUGUCUCCUGUUUUAAAAAAAUAUUUUUUUCA
Molecule: messenger RNA, 5387 nt
Organism: Engraulis encrasicolus (European anchovy)
Lineage: Eukaryota; Metazoa; Chordata; Actinopteri; Clupeiformes; Engraulidae
Gene: lrrc75a
Product: leucine rich repeat containing 75A
Exons: 4
Coding region: 1556-2938 (460 amino acids)
Source: RefSeq, a predicted model, not a curated record